AUGUCAUCAAUCAGAAGUAAGACUGGUCAUCUAAAGUCCUGUUCAACUUAUACAGAUAAUGAAAAUCAUUUUCUAGUUGAUUCACGAUAUGAAAUUGUACGAGUGUUAGGAAAGGGAUCAUAUGGUGUUGUAUGUUCUGCAAUAGAUACAAAAACGCUAACGUCAGGAAAUGAACAUAAGAUUGCAAUCAAGAAAGUAACAAAAAUAUUUAAUAAAGAUAUCCUUUUGAUUAGGGCAAUUAGAGAAUUAAAAUUUAUGAAAUUCUUCAGAGGGCAUAGAAACAUUGCAACCUUAAUAGACUUAGACGUGGUUUAUGUUAAACCUUAUGAAGGAUUAUACUGCAUUCAAGAAUUGGCAGAUUUAGAUUUAGCAAGGGUAUUAUAUUCCAAUGUCCAAUUUUCAGAAUUCCAUAUACAAAACUUCAUGUAUCAAAUUCUAUGCGGUUUAAAAUAUAUUCAUUCAGCAGAUGUUAUACAUAGAGAUCUAAAGCCAGGGAAUAUUUUAGUCACAACACAAGGAAUAUUAAAAAUCUGUGAUUUUGGUUUAGCAAGAGGAAUAAAUCCCAAAUAUUUUAAAAAUCAUAGUACAACAAUUACUAACUAUGUUGCAACAAGAUGGUAUCGUGCUCCAGAAUUAAUUUUAUCAACCAAGAAUUAUACUAAAUCAGUUGAUAUAUGGGCAGCCGGGUGUAUUUUUGGGGAAUUAUUUGGCAGAAGACCCUUAUUUCCUGGGAAGAAUCUGCAUGAACAGAUUCAUGAAUUGUUCAAAGUUCUUGGCAAUCCACCAAUAGAAGCAAUCAAGAAAUAUAAUUGGAAAGUAGAGGGGUUACUCUGGGUUAAAUAUCGUCCUGUGAAAUGGAAAAUCUUGUAUCCAUUUGCUCCAAAUGAUGCAAUUCAAUUAUUAGAUAAGCUUUUACAGUGGGAUUAUAAGAAAAGAUUGGAAAUAGAUGAAAUUCUUUGUCAUAGCUUUUUCAAGAAUGUGAGAAAUCUUUCCGAGGAACCAGUCUCUAAAGAAUUAUUUGAUUUUAGUUUUGAAGCAAGAGCCAAUUCAAUUUCCCAAUUAAAGGAAUUAUUAGAGAUUGAAGUUCGGAGUUUUAAAGAAACCUGCAAAAUUGGAGAAUAA
This is a messenger RNA of Hemisphaericaspora subhashii, 1122 nucleotides long. RefSeq names its product mitogen-activated protein kinase (gene CSK1). The record is from RefSeq and is a predicted model, not a curated record. The transcript is spliced from 2 exons. Gene Ontology annotation, biological process: protein phosphorylation; intracellular signal transduction. Lineage: Eukaryota; Fungi; Ascomycota; Pichiomycetes; Serinales; Debaryomycetaceae. Gene Ontology annotation, molecular function: protein serine/threonine kinase activity; ATP binding. Gene Ontology annotation, cellular component: cytoplasm; nucleus. The coding region runs from base 1 to 1122 and encodes 373 amino acids.